CCGCGCAGGCGCCGAUCCAACACUCGUGGAGAACGCUCGUCGUCCGCGUGGCGCGAGUUAGAACUUGACUUGGUGCUUUUAGUCUUGGCCCGUCCCUUCGUCCAUCCCCGUCCUUGCCGGGCGAGAGCCGCCCCCGUGGGGCGAACUGUACUGUCCGAAGGGGAAAUAUGUGUCUGGACCGAUCGGCGGAGGAAGGACGGCGGCGCCGAUUCCCAUCGAUUCCGAACCGGCAUAUCCUCCGACAUUAUCGUCGAGUAGCGAUCAGGAGAAACCACGCGUCUUUGCUCCCACGUGCCUUCCACGAGUUCGCAGAAGCGCGGUUUCAUCAAGAAGUCCCGACCAAGUUUUCCGCAGAAUCUCUCCAAGGUCUUGCCUUUCGCAGCGUUAUUAUAAACAAAAGUUGAAGAAGCUUCAAGAAACCACAAGGAAAAUAAUCUUUCAAUCAGAAUAUCAAGACAAUAUCCUGAAAGAGAAACCUGUGUAGAAACUAGUGUAGAGACACUAUAUUGGUAAUCUCAAUCGCGACAUGUCGCAGGAGAUUCUACCCGCUCGAGAAGCACUCUCGAUCGAGAUGAGCGACGAUCGCGUCCCCAAGAAAAGCACUCGCGCUCAGCGUCGAUGGCGCAUACUGGCCAGGGCGCUGACAGGCUCGCCGGAGCCGAUCGGUAGCGAGUCCGACGAGGAAGUGUCGGUGAGACGGUUCACCAGUUUCGGUCUGCUCGAGUGCUCGCCGCUGGUGAACGCGCCUGCUGACGGCGAGUCCACCUGGUGCGAGUACUCGACCCGGCUGGACAACCGGUCCUACGAGGUGCAGAUACGUCGAAUAAGCAAGUGCUUCACCGCGAGCGAGCUGAUCGGCUUCAAUAACACCGGGAACGUGUGCGUCUGGCCGUCCGAGGAAUGUCUGGCCUACUACUUGCUGAGGAACCGCGGUGGCCUCUGUCGAAAUCGCAGCGUCCUCGAACUCGGGGGCGGGAUGAGCUGUCUCGCCGGCGUCCUCGCGGCUAAGUAUUGCAAUCCCAGCGCCGUGACGCUCACGGACGGCAACGUGACCAGCGUCGAGAAUGUGCGCUGCAUCGUCGCCAGGAAUGACAUGACGCACCUGGUCGGCUGCGGCGUCGUGCAGUGGGCCCGGGCCGCGAGGGCCCUCAGACAGGCCGCGGUCAACGGCAACCGGGUUAAGACGCGGACGGUCGACGGCGACGAGGACGAGCGACUCCCGUCAAGUUUGUACGACGUGAUCCUGAGCGCGGAUUGUCUCUUCUUCGACGAUGCCCGAUUGGACCUGGUGGAGACCAUCUACGGCUGGCUGGCCGACGACGGGGUCGCUCUAGUAAUGGCGCCCAGACGUGGCACGACAUUCCAAAAGUUCGCCGAGGCAUCGAUCAAACGCGGUUUCAUAGCGCGACAGACGGAACGGUACGACGACACGGUGUGGUCGCGGCAUCUGGAGCUGCUGGAGAACAGUCCGGAAUACUGUCCGGAUCUGCACUAUCCGGUGCUCCUGGAACUCACGAAGCAGAAGAAGACGCCGCCUGGAUGAUCGAGUUCGAUCGAAGACGACGAGGACGAUCAGCCGGACGAGAGUCUCGGCGAGGAAUGAAAAUAUUUUCGCAAGUGUAUCUUCGAUAUACGGAUCUUGUUCGCAUAUACGAUAGAAUAUAUAUGUCGAGUGAAAUAAAGAAGUGAGAUACGUUUGCCCAUAUAA
Molecule: messenger RNA, 1708 nt
Organism: Nylanderia fulva
Lineage: Eukaryota; Metazoa; Arthropoda; Insecta; Hymenoptera; Formicidae
Product: calmodulin-lysine N-methyltransferase
Cellular component (GO): cytoplasm
Molecular function (GO): calmodulin-lysine N-methyltransferase activity
Source: RefSeq, a predicted model, not a curated record